AUUUCACCAUUAAUUUCUUUGAAUCCGAUACCCAGAAAAAGGCAAAAGCACUCACCAGUCACCACCACACUCGUAUCUCCAUCUUUUUCCUCUGCUGGAUCACACAUAUAGAUGUUCAGGUGAAAAAUUUUCGAAGACAUAUAAGUUUCUCAUCAAAUGGACAAAAUUAGUGCAGAGGAGAUGAAAAAUGAAGGAGAAACAACAGCGAAGGAGAGCGGCAUUGAGUCACAUCCUUAUGCAUUUCAUGUUUCUGGACCUCGAAAUGUUUCUUCCCCAAAUUGGAAAGAUCUUAUUAAUUCCAGCUGGAGGAAAGAUGCUAACUAUAAAAGAACAGUAAUGGCCUGUUUUAUCCAAGCUGUUUACCUUCUUGAGCUUGACAGACAAGACAACAGGACAGAACAAAAUGCACUUGCUCCGAAAUGGUGGAUACCUUUCAGGUACAAGUUAGUCGAAACUCUAAAAGAUGAACGAGAUGGAUCUAUAUUUGGUGCAAUAUUGGAGUGGGACCGAUCUGCAGCUUUGGCUGAUUUUGUACUGAUGAGACCGAGUGGUGCACCUAGAGGUGUUUUAGCCUUAAGGGGAACAAUUCUGAAAAGCCAAACGAUGAGAAGAGAUAUUGAGGAUGAUCUCCGCUUCCUAGCUUGGGAGAGUUUGAAAGGAUCUGUGAGAUUUAGUGGAGUUUUAAAGGCACUAAAAGCAAUCGCGGACAAGUAUGGGAGUAAUAAUGUUUGUAUUGCUGGUCACUCCCUUGGAGCUGGCUUUGCUCUUCAAGUUGGGAAAGCGUUAGCCAAAGAAGGCAUAUACGUAGAGGCACAUUUGUUCAAUCCACCCUCAGUUUCACUUGCUAUGAGUUUCAGAAACAUCGGAGAAAAAGCUGGCUUUGCUUGGAAAAGAAUCAAGGCAAUGCUUCCUUCAAAGGCGGAUUCUCAGAUCAGCUGUGAGGAAGGCGGUGCAACAUCUUUUCCAGUAGGCCUAAAGCAAUGGGUACCUCACUUGUAUAUUAACAACAGUGAUUACAUAUGCUGCUCUUAUACUUAUGCAGACGGAGCACAAAACGACCAAACUGCAGCUAACAAGGAGAAUGCAAAACAAACAACAAACUGCAGGCAAGCUGCAGCAAAACUUUUCUUGUCAUCGAAGGGCAAUCAGAAGUUUCUUGAGGCGCAUGGAUUGGAGCAAUGGUGGUCCGAUAACUUGGAACUACAAAUGGCUAUUAGUAACAGUAAGCUCAUUAGCCAGCAGUUGAAAUCCUUGUAUACUAUGCCAGCUGCUCAACUAACACCAGUCAAGCGAUAACAGAUUAUAAAAAAAGUGGCUUUCGCAGCCCCUUUGCUUAACAAUAACUCAUUUUAAAUGCAAAUAGUUGUUCCUAUGUCACCAUUUUUUGGUGUACAUUUAUGUUCAUACAAUUUUCUUUCCCCUAUUGUAUUGAAAACAACGUGUAGCUAUGGGGAUGCUCUCAAGGUGAAGACAAAUAAUCUCAAAUGUGAAACACAUAUUUUCUUUAUUUGUAUAUUUGUACUGAUGAAUUGUCAAACAUAACAUACCCCUUCUCUUUUAUG
This is a messenger RNA of Solanum lycopersicum (tomato), 1562 nucleotides long. RefSeq names its product GDSL esterase/lipase At4g10955-like. The record is from RefSeq and is a predicted model, not a curated record. NCBI's taxonomy places the organism in Eukaryota, Viridiplantae, Streptophyta, Magnoliopsida, Solanales, Solanaceae.